Messenger RNA from Ogataea philodendri, 630 nucleotides. RefSeq lists its product as uncharacterized. Bases 1 to 630 code for a protein of 209 amino acids. Lineage: Eukaryota; Fungi; Ascomycota; Pichiomycetes; Pichiales; Pichiaceae. The transcript has 2 exons. The record is from RefSeq and is a predicted model, not a curated record.
AUGUUGAGUAAGGUCCCCAAGAACACCGCUGGAAGAUACUGGAUCGGUUUAACAAUGCACUCCUGUCCUAUGGUGUGGGCGUCUGCGUUUCUGAUCGCCCAGAGAGUCUGCCAGACAGUUUCCAAAGCAGACUCUCUUCGACUCGAUUGCUCGUACUUCUGGUACGCUGGAACGUUGAAAACGGAAUUCGAUUCUAUCUCUUGUGCCUCUAUGUCUCCGUUAUUACAACUCGUCCUUGACGAUUUUAACUUCUCCUGCAUCAGCAAUCACAAUUGGCUUGGAAGGGCGGUUCUGGUAUCCGGUUUUGGAAGACUCGAUCAGUCUGACAACGUCCAUUCCUUCCAGGACUUUGCCGAAGACCACGUGUUUUCCGUCAAGCCAUGGAGUUUUGACGGUGGUGAUGAAGAACUGAGAUCCGUUGGUGUUUCUACCGGCAUUGGCCAUCGACAGGUAACCUGGGCCUUCGUGUUUGAGCUGGAAGUUCUCGUCCUCAAACUUGGCACCGUAAAUAGAUUUGCCACCAGUUCCAUCUCCUCUUGUGAAAUCUCCGCCUUGGAUCAUGAAAUCCUUAAUGACUCUGUGGAAUUUGGAACCUUUGUAGCCGAAUUUAGGAUCGUCAGAAACGCUUAA